This is a messenger RNA of Letharia lupina, 1485 nucleotides long. RefSeq lists its product as uncharacterized. NCBI's taxonomy places the organism in Eukaryota, Fungi, Ascomycota, Lecanoromycetes, Lecanorales, Parmeliaceae. The transcript has 4 exons. Gene Ontology annotation, cellular component: membrane. The record is from RefSeq and is a predicted model, not a curated record. Gene Ontology annotation, biological process: arachidonate metabolic process. Bases 1 to 1485 code for a protein of 494 amino acids.
AUGGCAGGGGAAGAGUGGAUGAGACAGGCUAUUAUUAGCUUUGAUGGUGGUGGCAUCAGAGGCUAUGGUAGCCUGCUUAUCCUUCGAGCGCUCAUGGAAAAGGUAGGGAUUGAGGAAAGGCGCAUAGACCCUGUCGUCAAGUCGAGUUUCUCGCCUUGCCUGUACAAGCCCACAAAAAUCGGGUUCAGCACACGCUAUACAAACGACGUCGAGUCGUUCGAAGCCACCGUCGUGACAGAGACCAAUCCAAGUGGCUUGUCCGAAGAUUCUCUUUUCUUGCCAUGUCAUUACUUUGAUUACGGUGCAGGGACCAGCACCGGGGGUCUUAUCAGCAUUAUGUUGUUCUGUCUCCGCAUGACGGUCCAUGAUUGCAUAAACGAGUACAAGAUCUUGGGCGAUAAGAUCUUCGGUCACCCAAGGCCGUGCUCGUGGUUUGGCAUUCUGUGGCCCAAGUAUAGCUCAGACUCUUUAAAGAAUGUUAUUAACGAAGCUACUGGAAGACAUAGCAACACUGGGUACAGAUUGAACUACGAAGUCGAGGAGCAGCUGUCCCAAUGUAUCGUUGUUGCCUACCCGGACAGCAACGCUCGCGGAGAUGUGCCUUUCCUGUUCCGUACCUAUGAGCCGCCACUCUUGGCUCGAGACGAUGUAUACGAGAAGUUAAAGUCAGAUCCUAGACACCACCCAUCGGCGAUACCUUUGCACAAAGUGGCCCGAGCGACUGCAGCCGCACCGGCGUACUUCCGCCCAGUCAGGAUUUUCCCAGCUCACAGAGGUAAACCUCUUCCUGCUAUGCGAUUCAAAGAUGGUGGAUUUGGGUGCAACAACCCCAGCGAAGAAGCUUAUCAUGAUGUCGUCGAAGCUCAUGGAGGACUCAGCCGAAACAUCGGACCGUUCAUAAGCAUCGGAACAGGUAUUGGAAAGUUUAGAUUGUUUUCCAACAAGAUUGGGAACUUUCGGGACGUCUGCGCGAAUGCUACUGCAGCCCUGAAAAGACCUGCCUUGACAACCCUGGCCGACAAGUCCAUGUCUUACCUGGCGAACUUUGAUAAAGCGGAGAGGUUCCCUUAUUACAGAUUCGAUGGUGGUGAGGUCCUUGGUGAGGUAGCCAUGGACGAGUGGAAGACCCACAGAUCAGAGAAUCGCAGCCACGAGAAAAAGCAGCCGGGAGCCAAAACAUUGGAAGACAUUCAAAGAGCUGUAGAAGCAUACCUGCAACAGAAAAGUGUGCAAAGAGAUUUAGAAGAUUGCGCUAAAUUGCUGGUUCAGAGAAGACAUUUCCGAACCAAGGACUCAUCGAGGUGGGAGCGGUAUGCGACGACCUCGUAUUACCUGUGCAAGACUGGCAUCUGUGAGAAGGCUCGCUUUGAUACAGCUCUGGGUCUCAGGCAUCAUUUGGAAAGCUACCAUGGCUUCGAGGCUCGCGGUACAGUGGAUGAAAUGCUAGAGCAAUGUCGCAACUAUUGGUGGCUCUACCCUGGUUGA